AUGAAAUUAAUUAUUCUUGUUCUCCUUGUGUCAACAUAAGUCUUAUGUCUUACAACUUCUUGCACCAAGCUUGAUCCUAAAUAAAUAAGCGAUUUACAUGAUGCUGAUGAUUUAGUUUACUCUGGAUAUCUAAACACUUUUGAGGGAUCUGCAAGUGCAUUAGCAUUUUUAUUUUAUGGACAUUAAAAAGCCAAAACUGUUGAUCAAUUAAAGGAUUACCCAACUUUAAUUUAUUUGAAUGGAUUACUAGGAGAAACCUCUUAAAUAGGAAAUUUCAUAGAAGUUGGACCAAUCAGAAUUAAUUCAUAAGGAAAACUUGAGAAAAACAUUAAUACUUGGAAUUCUCAGUUCAAUUUAUUAUUUAUAGAUCUAGUUGUAGGAACAGGAUAUUCUUAUUAUGAUAUAUAUUAAGACAUUCCUACAAAUGCAGAUUAAAUAUCAUCACAUUUUUUAUAUGCUUUAUAAUAAUUUCUAGCAAACGAUGAAGGAUGUGUAAAAAAGCGAAAUUUUACAGGGUUAGAAAAAUCUAACUGGUAUAUAUUUGGAGAAGGUUAUGCAGGAAAGUAUUAAAUAUUGAUUUUUUUAGAUAAGUAGUUCAUUUAGCACAUAAAAUUUUAGAUUCAUCUGCUUAACUUUUAUAAAAUAACUUAAAAGGUAUAGGUCUUGGAAAUGCUCAUAUUGAUGCUAGUAGUUUACUUAGAGAAAUCCCAUCUUAUGUAUUUAAUUUUGGAUUAGUUGAGCCUAGAGAGAGAUAAUAACUUGAAAGAGUUGCUUUAAGAGGACUUUAAUAACUUAAUCAAAAAGAUUAUUUAGGCACUUAUGAAACAAUUUAAGCAGCUGUUUAGAAGAUUCACUAAUUUAGUGGAGGGAUUAAUAUAUAGAAUUUAGAUUAAUUGACAGAUAUAGAAAAUUACAUUUCAACAUUCGAAGCAUAUUUCAAUUUAAAUACAACAAAAGCUAGUUUAAAUUUUGAAACUGGAAUAAAAUUUAGAUAAUCUUCUGCUGAUAUAAUUCAUGCAUUAAGUUAGGAUUUUGCAAAACCAGAUGCACUUUAAAAAUUAAAAGAACUUUAAACAAAACUUAAAAUAUUAAUAUAUAAUGGUUAAAAUGAUAUUUUAUGUCCAGUAUCAAGUACUUUAAGAUGUUUAAGUUAAAUUAAUGAUGAUUUUAAGACUGAAAAAUUAGAAUCUUUGAAAUAAAAUGGAAAAACUGUUGGUUAUACUUUAAAUUCAGGUUAAUUAAAGUUUGUAUCUAUUAAUAAUGCAGGUUUUCAUAUUCCUUUAGAAAAAGGAGAAAUUAUUUUACCAAUAGUAACCGAUUGGAAAUGAUAUUAUUG
Paramecium sonneborni is the source of this 1336-nucleotide messenger RNA. Lineage: Eukaryota; Ciliophora; Oligohymenophorea; Peniculida; Parameciidae. The record is from the annotation of a GenBank genome assembly.